GCGUUGGGAUGUCCAACAUUUGGGUUAUUUUCACGUCAAAUUUCCCUGAAACGAGCCAUUUGUCUCCCAGUCUGCUCUCUCAGUCCCUCGAUCUCGUCUUUGACUCUCCCCCAUUUCUCCCGAGCGAGGCGAUCGAGAGAGCAGCCGGCCAUGGAGAACCUGCUGUCCUCGGCCCCGUCCCACGCGACGCUCCCUGACCGCUUCGUCUUCCCGCCCGACCAGCGCCCGCCGGCCUCCACCUGCGCCGUCUCCCUCCCCGUCAUCGACCUCUCCCGGGGCCGCGACGAGGUCCGCCGCGCCGUCCUCGACGCCGGCAAGGAGCUCGGCUUCUUCCAGGUGGUCAACCACGGGGUCCCUGCGGAGGCGAUGCGGGCCAUGGAGGCGGCGUGCGAGGAGUUCUUCCGGAUGCCGGCGGCGGACAAGGCCCCCUUCUACUCCGAGGACACCGGCAAGCCCAGCCGGCUCUUCUCCAGCACCACGUACGAGAUCGGCGGCGAGAAGUACUGGCGGGACUGCCUCCGCCUCGCCUGCGGCCACCCCGUCGGCGACACCAAGUUCGCCUGGCCCGACAAGCCCCAAAUGCUCCGGGAUGUGGUGGAGAAGUUCGUGGAGCCGACGAGGGCCGUGGGGAUGGAGCUGCUGCGGCUGCUGUGCGAGGGCAUGGGGCUCCGGCCGGACUACUUCGAGGGGGACCUCACCGCCGGCGACGUGAUCAUCAACGUGAACCACUACCCGCCGUGCCCGGCCCCAGGGCUCACGCUCGGCCUGCCGCCGCACUGCGACCGGAACCUCAUCACGCUCCUCCUCCAGAGCACCGUCCCCGGCCUUCAGGUCGCCUACAAGGGCGACUGGAUCAAUGUCCAGCCCGUCCCCAACGCCUUCGUCGUCAACUUCGGCCACCUGCUCGAGAUUGCGACAAACGGAUUGCUGAAGAGCAUCGAGCACCGGGCGAUGACCAACGGCACGGUGGCGCGGACGUCGGUGGCGACGUUCCUCAUGCCGCCGGAGGACAGCGUCAUCGGACCGGCGGAGGAGCUCCUCGGCGACGGCGACCCGUCGCGCUACCGCACGGUCACGUUCCGCGAGUUCAUGCGCGUGUACAAGACCGUCGGCGCACGGAGGGAGAGCGUGGAGAAGGCCUUCAAGAUCUGACUACUACCGUGGUUCUUGGUCUCAAAUGAAGAUCGACCAGCUGCACAGAUAUUUGGUGGUGGUGUUGUUGUUGUUGGUUUAGCUGAUGGAACAAUAAGACCUGAACUGUUGAUGAUGGAAACGCGUACGGACUACAAGUAAUUGAUCAAUUUCAGAUGGGAAUCACAUAUGUAUGCUUCAUUUGCGGCUUGACUCCAGAAUGAAUAUUCUAAUCUGUGCUACCCUUCCGUUUCUAAAUACUUGUCGUGAUUUUAGUGCAAAUUUGAA
Brachypodium distachyon (stiff brome) is the source of this 1419-nucleotide messenger RNA. RefSeq names its product 2'-deoxymugineic-acid 2'-dioxygenase. The record is from RefSeq and is a predicted model, not a curated record. Lineage: Eukaryota; Viridiplantae; Streptophyta; Magnoliopsida; Poales; Poaceae. The transcript has 4 exons. The coding region runs from base 151 to 1152 and encodes 333 amino acids.